This is a messenger RNA of Panthera uncia (snow leopard), 2939 nucleotides long. It is a transcript of the gene VWA3B, whose product is annotated as von Willebrand factor A domain containing 3B. The record is from RefSeq and is a predicted model, not a curated record. Lineage: Eukaryota; Metazoa; Chordata; Mammalia; Carnivora; Felidae. Bases 42 to 2939 code for a protein of 965 amino acids. The transcript is spliced from 20 exons.
CCCUUAUAGGAGGUCUCUGUGAUUUAGAUCCUAAUUCCGAGAUGGAGCUAGCAGAUUCAUCUUCCACCAUCUCUGAGCAGCAGCUGCAGGGGCAAGAGAGACUAAGCAAUACCAAAACAGAUUUGGCCGGGCAGAGUCUCAUCUCAUCUGAGGAAUGGCUUCAACUACAUGGGCUUAAGAGCAAAAAAUUGACCUUGAAACAGAUUUUGUCACAGAUCGGAUUCCCACAUUGUGAAGAUUACGUAUCUUCUCUGGGGAGACUCGUGGCUUCCCGGUAUGCAGAUGGCCUGUUUCCACAGUUCUACAGACCCGAAGAUGGCAGAGUAUACAAUUUGACAGCUAAGUCAGAACUGAUCUAUCAGUUUGUGGAAUAUUUAACACAAGCUGUGGAGAGCUACAAGCAGCGGAUGGACUGGCUCACCAGCAGAAGCCGCCAGGUUUUUGGUGUCAUCUUGGAACAGUGCAUCACCAUAGUGCUGGAUUUUGGCAGCAUGCGGGAGGAGGAGCUUAAUCUGUGCCAAGAUGCUCUAAUAAUGGUCCUCCAGGAGCAGGUGGCUCACAUAGCCAAGUUUAAUAUCAUAUGGGUUUCUCAGGAGCCUGUGAAAUGGCAGGAAAAUGCUGCUCCUGUGACAGGACAGUCCAUAGCUGCUGCCAUCAGUUGGGUUGAAAAACUGCCUUUUGAGCUGGCUGUGAGCCAUGCUAGCCGCCUGGACGCACUGCUGGAAGCUGGGCAAGACAAAACGAUGGAAUCCAUUUACUACUUUGUGGUGGGAGACAUUCCUGAGCAAACCAAGGAGCUUCUCCUUCAGAAGGCUUUGGAGAUCCCAUGUCCUGUCUGCACAGUGUCCUUCAAUGCCAGAGGAGAAGGCACUAUAGCGUUCUUAAAGGAUCUGAGUGCCAAGACCCACAGCAGAUUCCAUGCCUUUGCAGAGAGAACAGAGUGUGUGGAAUUUCCUGCAUCUGCCUUAAAGGAUGGUGACAGUGUAAAUACUUGGAAUUCAAGGAAACUGAAAGGAAAACCCCCUCCAGGAGCUGGGGUCAGAGAGGACGUGUUUCUCAUCUGGAAGGAGAUGGAGGAAGCAUGCAGCAUUCUGACUCAGAUCCAGAGGCUGGUUGCUGAGCCACCCAAGUCUGACGUGGCCACACUAGACAGUGAAUCAGGAGGAACCUCUGUAGAGAAUGAAUCAAAUCCAGAGAACACCUGGGACUCCAAGAAGUGGCUACAGAAAUAUGGCUUGAAAGCCCAGGGGCUAUCCUUUUAUGACGUCCUUGCUGACUGCUCCUUCCGCCAUGCUGAUGGAGUCGUUGAUGUAAAAGCCAAACCAGGAAAUGAGUCUGUGCAGACUAGUGCGGAGACCAACAAGAAGACAGUCCAUGCAAAAUACUGCAGCAGAUUUGUCCAUGCACCCUGGAAGGAUGGGAGCUUGGUCCACGUCUGCAUUACCAAAGAGAAGUGUACCUGGUACAGUGAGAGAAUCCACACAGUCCUUGCUCAGAUUCAGAAGAGGAUUAAGUGGCUGCAAGAUGGAAGUCAAAUCCUCUUUGGAAAAGUACGUAAUGAUUUUGUCUACGUCCUCAUUGAUACAUCUCACUCAAUGAAGAGCAAACUGGACUUGGUGAAGGACAAGAUCAUCCAGUUUAUACAGGAACAGCUGAAAUAUAAAAGGAAAUUCAAUUUUGUACAGUUUGAUGCUCAAGCAGUUGCUUGGCAGGAAAAACUUGUUGAAAUCAAUGAAGAUAGUUUGAAAGGGGCUCAGUCCUGGAUUAGAAACAUCAAGAUUGGAAGUUCCACAAACACCCUAAAUGCUCUGCAAAUUGCUUUCGCUGAUGAAGAAACACAAGUAAUCUACCUUUUGACAGAUGGGAGACCUGAUCAGCCACCUGAAAUGGUGAUAGACCAAGUCAAAGUUUUUCAGAAAAUUCCCAUUUGCACCAUCUCCUUCAAUUACAAUGAUGAGAUUGCAAAUGGAUUUUUGAAAGAGCUUGCUUCUUUGACUGGAGGAGAGUUCCACCUUUAUAAUUUUGGCUGCAAGGAUCUGUAUCCUCCAGAGGCUAUUCAGAAUGAAGAUCUGACUCUUUUAAUUAAGGAAAUGGAGCAAGGACGAAGUGACCUGGAGAAGGUACAAAACCUUUAUUCAGAGUCCUUGAUCAUGGAUUGGUGGUACAAUGGGGAAAAGGAAGGAGACAGUAGGCAUCAAAAAGAAAUCUCUUCUAUGGUUUCAACUUCAGAAAAAUGUGCAAAACCUCACUCUGAUGUCGAAUCAGCACAAAUGUCAUCCCUAGAUAUGUUGAAAUUACCAGAGGACUUUUCAAAUGAAAAGAUUCCAAAAAGGAAAGUCCUCCACGCAGAAUCAACAAAAACCAGCCUGCUCAGAAGCCAGAUGUCCACCCACAAGAGCUCAGCUUGCAGUGAGAGGACGGAUGACCUUUCUAGUUUCAGCAGCUGGAACACUCCAGAAAUGAGUGUCCUGUUGAUAAAUGAGUAUCCAGAUGGCAUAUCAUUAGAAAGAUUGAGUCAAGAAGAAAGCCAGGUUCAUGGCCAAGAUAUGUCUUCCGAAAACUGGCUCAAAACUCAUGGCUUGGUUGCCAAGAAACUCACCAUCAUGGAUGCCUUGUCACUGACAGCGGUCCCUCACACCCCCACCUACAUUCCCAUUCUGGACAAGUAUGUUGUUUCCAAGGUCUUUGAUGAGGUGUUCCCUCUGGCACAUGUGUGCAAUGACACAAAUAAGAUGAUGUUAAUUAACCCCCAAGGAGUCAAGCUCAAUAUCUACAAGCAAAAAGUGGAACAGGCAAUUAAGAGCUAUGAAAAAAUGGAGGAUGGCUUACAUGAGUUCUUCAUUUGCCUCCAGCCUCCUCAGGACUUCUCUUUUCCACCCUUCGUGUCUCUUGCAGACAGCAUGGACUAUGCCAAGGCUCAUUCUUCUCCGUGGGCCUGA